Molecule: messenger RNA, 3225 nt
Organism: Myripristis murdjan (pinecone soldierfish)
Lineage: Eukaryota; Metazoa; Chordata; Actinopteri; Holocentriformes; Holocentridae
Gene: rag1
Product: recombination activating 1
Exons: 3
Coding region: 1-3225 (1074 amino acids)
Biological process (GO): V(D)J recombination; adaptive immune response; pre-B cell allelic exclusion
Cellular component (GO): endodeoxyribonuclease complex; nucleus; DNA recombinase complex
Molecular function (GO): double-stranded DNA endonuclease activity; sequence-specific DNA binding; ubiquitin protein ligase activity
Source: RefSeq, a predicted model, not a curated record
AUGGAGGAGGAAAGCCUGGAGACAGAUGGCCCCAGAUCUUCCAUGCCGGCUGAACUUCAGCACCCCCACUCGAAGUUUUCUCACUGGAAAUUCAAACUGUUCAGGUUGAGGUCCAUGGAGAGGGCUCCUCUACCCAGUGAGACACAGCCUGAGAGAGGAGGCUUGUCAGGGAUCCUACCUCCUGGAUCUCAAAGGUCAACAGUAGAUGAUGGUGUGGGCCUUCCAGGGAGUGUCAUGAAAUUGUGCAUAGGGGGAAAAAGCAAGGAAAAUGUGGAGGGUCUGGGCCAGAGAGUAGAUAUGAAACUACAGGAGAUGGACACCCACAUGAGCCACCUCAGGUGUCUGUGCCGGCUCUGUGGAAUUGCUCUAAGGAAAGUUAAAGGCCCAGAGCAUGAGGUACAUGGGGCCCUGGAUGAGACAAGUAGGGCUGCUCUGUGUAGGAUGAGCUGUAAAUUCACUUGCUGGCCACCCGUCAUCCUCAAGGUCUUCAAAGUGGAUGUGUCCGAGGACACAGAGUCUGUGCACCCUCCGUUUUUCUGCCAUCGCUGCUGGAAGUCUGCCAUUCGAGGUGGAGGCUUCUGCAGCUUCUCCAGGAUCACAGUCCCUGAGUGGAGACCCCACUCUUCCCUCUGCCACCUUUGCUCUCCCAGGAAAUCUUCACUCCAGCGGAGCGGGAGGAAGAGGAAGAGGCCUGUUCGUAGAGCCCUGAGCCUGGCAAAAAGAACCAAGUGGGACCACUGUGAUAACACCGCUACUGGGGAGAGGAGAGCUCUGAGACCAGCUGGAGACCAUCAUCAUGGUCUUGUCCUCCGAGCUAGGGCGAAGCCCAGCAUCCAGAGAGAACAGUGGGUGAAGAGCAUCACCCACUGCCAGAAAGACCACCUGAGUACCAGGCUGAUCUCUGAGGAGCUCCCGGUGGAUUUCCUCUCUUCCAUCACCUGCCUGGUGUGUGACCAUCUGCUCUCUGACCCAGUUCAAUCUCCCUGUGGACAUCUCUUCUGCCGCAGCUGUAUUGUGAAAUAUAACCACACUCUGGGAUCUCAUUGCCCGGCCUGCAACUCGCCCUAUGCCCUCACUGACCUCAUUACACCUGCCAGGGCCUUCUUGGCAGUCCUGCAUUCCCUCCCUCUGCUCUGCCCCAGAGGUGGCUGUGGUGAGAAAGUAAGGCUAGACUCAUUUAAAGCCCACUGUCGAAACCACCAGCAGAAUGAACAGGAUGCAAACCAGAGGUCACCAGAGAAGUGCCUUGACAACUACCUGCUGAUCAAUAAAGGAGGAAGACCUCGUCAGCACUUGCUGUCACUGAGUCGCCGUGCCCAGAAACAUCGACUGAAGGACCUGAAGAACCAAGUGAGGAUGUUUGCAGACAAAGAGGAAGGUGGCGACAUAAAAUCUGUGUGCCUGACACUGUUCCUGCUCGCUCUGAGAUCUGAGAAUGAACAUCGACAGGCAGAUGAGCUGGAGGCCAUGAUGCAAGGUAGAGGCUUUGGGCUGCAUCCUGCUGUGUGCCUUGCCAUUCGCGUUAACACCUUUCUGAGCUGCAGCCAAUACCACAAGAUGUACCGGACCGUCAAAGCAACCAGUGGCCGCCAGAUUUUCCAGCCCCUGCACACCCUCCGAGCUGCAGAGAAGGAGCUCCUCCCCGGCUAUCACCUAUUCGAGUGGCAGCCUCCCCUCAAGAAUGUGUCUGCAUCCUGCCAUGUGGGCAUUAUUAAUGGGCUCUCUGGAUGGGCUGCCUCAGUGGAUGACUCCCCACUUGACACCAUCACUCGGCGAUUUCGCUAUGAUGUGGCCCUGGUUUCAGCCUUAAAGGAUCUGGAGGAGGACAUUAUGGAAGGACUGAGAGAGCGUGGGCUGGAAGACAGUGCUUGCACAUCAGGUUUCAAUGUUUUGAUCAAGGAAUCCUGUGACGGUAUGGGAGAUGUCAGUGAGAAGCACGGUGGAGGACCAGUGGUGCCUGAGAAAGCUGUGCGUUUCUCUCUUACUAUCAUGUCUAUCACUGUCAAAGCAGAGGGAGAGGAGGAGGAGGUUACCAUUUUCAGGGAGCCAAAACCCAACUCAGAACUGUCCUGUAAGCCCCUGUGCCUGAUGUUUUUGGAUGAGUCAGACCACGAGACACUCACUGCUGUCCUAGGGCCUAUAGUUGAAGAGCGGGAUGCCAUGAAGCAUAGUCGACUUAUCUUAUCUAUGGGUGGCCUGCCUCGUUCUUUCCGGUUCUUCUUCAGAGGCACAGGAUAUGAUGAGAAGAUGGUGCGUGAGAUGGAGGGCCUGGAGGCCUCAGGUUCCACCUAUGUCUGCACUCUGUGCGACUCCACUCGGGCAGAAGCCUCUCACAAUAUGGUGCUGCACUCCAUCACCCGCAGUCAUGAUGAAAACCUUGAGCGUUAUGAAAUAUGGAGGACCAAUCCAUUUUCUGAGUCAGCCGAUGAGCUGCGAGACCGAGUCAAAGGGGUCUGUGCCAAGCCCUUUAUGGAGACCCAGCCCACUAUGGAUGCAUUACACUGUGACAUUGGUAAUGCCACUGAGUUCUACAAAAUUUUUCAGGAUGAGAUCGGGGAGGUGUACAAAAAGGUCAACCCCAGCCGGGAGGAACGGCGGAUGUGGCGUGCAGCCCUAGACAAGCAGUUGAGGAAUAAGCUGAAGCUUAAACCGGUGAUGAGGAUGAAUGGGAACUAUGCCCGGAAGCUAAUGACUAAGGAGGCAGUGGAUGUGGUGUGUGAACUAGUGCCCUCAGAAGAAAGGAGGGAGGCCCUGAGGGAGCUGAUGGGGCUCUACCUGCAGAUGAAGCCUGUGUGGCGCGCCACCUGCCCAGCCGAGGAGUGCCCUGAUGAGCUGUGCCGCUACAGCUUUAACUCCCAGCACUUUGCUGAUCUCCUCUCCUCUACCUUCAAAUACAGGUACAAUGGAAAGAUCACCAAUUACCUGCAUAAGACCCUGGCCCAUGUACCUGAAAUUAUAGAGAGAGAUGGUUCCAUAGGAGCCUGGGCCAGUGAGGGGAAUGAGUCAGCAAACAAAUUGUUCAGGCGCUUCCGAAAGAUGAAUGCACGUCAGUCAAAGGCAUUUGAGCUGGAGGAUGUGUUGAAACACCACUGGCUCUACACUUCCAAGUACUUGCAGAAGUUUAUGGAGGCUCAUAAGCACUCUGCCAAAGCUUUGCAAGCUACCAUUGAUCCAGUGGAGAUCCGGGAUGAUGUGGAUAUGUCUCUGGACAUAAUUGAUUUUUGA